UAUUUUCGAUGCAGGUAGAAAUAUUAUAAAUAAUGAAUAGAGAUAUACAGUUAAUAACUUUAGUGGAAAGAUUUCCACAUUUAUAUGAUAAGACAAAUAAAAAAUAUAAAGAUCGGAUGGCAAUAGAGAAUUCCUGGUCAUUUAUAAGCGGAGAAAUACAAAUACCAAUCGCUGAUUGUAUUGCUCGAUGGUCGUCGUUACGUAACAGAUUUUCCAAAGAAAGAGCUAAAAAAAUACCCUCAGGAUCAGCUACGCAAACGGAAUGGCCAUUAAUGAAACAUUUAGCAUUCUUACACUCUGUAGUGAAAAAACGACGAACAUUUGGGAAUAUUGCAAUAGAAGACGAAUCAAACUCCUCUUUGGAAUUACAGAAUUUUGAUCCUUAUGAAGAAAAUAGACUGUCCAAUGAAAAUAAUGACUCUAUGCAAUACAUCGAUUAUGAGUAUUUAGACAAUGAGACAGGUACUUGCACCGAUGAUGUACCUAGCACGGAGGAAUCUUUACAAUCUUUGUCAGAUAUUUUAAGUGAAAAUACAUUAGCGUUUGUUAGACAACAAACAAAAUCCAAAGCACUCAACACAUCUACACUACAAAAGCCAAUAACAUCGAACACAUCUACACAAAGACUCAUAUCAUUAAAUCCAUCUACACAAA
Formica exsecta is the source of this 654-nucleotide messenger RNA. RefSeq lists its product as uncharacterized. The record is from RefSeq and is a predicted model, not a curated record. The transcript has 3 exons. Gene Ontology annotation, biological process: regulation of transcription by RNA polymerase II. The annotation marks the transcript as partial. Gene Ontology annotation, cellular component: transcription regulator complex; nucleus. NCBI's taxonomy places the organism in Eukaryota, Metazoa, Arthropoda, Insecta, Hymenoptera, Formicidae.